Messenger RNA from Momordica charantia (bitter melon), 460 nucleotides. RefSeq names its product pathogenesis-related protein PR-4-like. Gene Ontology annotation, molecular function: RNA nuclease activity. Gene Ontology annotation, biological process: defense response to bacterium; defense response to fungus. Lineage: Eukaryota; Viridiplantae; Streptophyta; Magnoliopsida; Cucurbitales; Cucurbitaceae. The record is from RefSeq and is a predicted model, not a curated record.
AUGGAGACAAAAAGUUUGAGGAUGUUGGGUAUGAUAAUGUUGUGUUGUUGUCUUGUAAUUAGAGUGUCGGAAGGGCAAAGUGGGAGCAAUGUGAGAGCAACAUAUAACUUGUACAAUGCUCCACAGAUCAAUUGGGAUUUGAAUGCUGUGAGUGCUUUCUGUGCAACAUGGGAUGCCAAUCAGCCUUUAGAGUGGCGCAGCCAAUAUGGAUGGACUGCCUUCUGUGGCCCUGUUGGCCCCCAUGGCCAGGAUUCUUGUGGCCAAUGCCUACUGGUGACCAACACUGAAACAGGAGCUCAACAAACAGUGAGAAUUGUGGAUCAGUGUAGCAAUGGAGGCCUGGAUUUGGAUGUUGGAGUGUUCCAAAGUCUCGACACCAAUGGAAAUGGCAAUGCUAAUGGCUUCCUCACAGUCAACUAUGAUUUUGUCAAUUGUUGAUCAGAUCAAAGAAGGAAAAAAC